Messenger RNA from Poecilia reticulata (guppy), 4805 nucleotides. Lineage: Eukaryota; Metazoa; Chordata; Actinopteri; Cyprinodontiformes; Poeciliidae. The record is from RefSeq and is a predicted model, not a curated record.
GCUUUCCUAAACGCAACAUGUGGUCAUCGCUUAUUAGCUCCACGGCUAGCUCCUCCCAAAGCUGGAACAGAGUAAAGCUGUGAUCAUUGCAGAUGGGUCCAGUUCAGUGAGACCAGAAGUCCGUGUCUUUCCCGUAAUUAUCAGAUGUCCAGCGCUACGUGUCCUUCUGGUGUGUCGUAAAAGGUUGAGGACCAGUCGGGCUCGGACAGAACAGGAUGGCUUUCACCAAAUCCCUGCGGCUUUUGUUCAUUUUCCCCUUCGUCUCAUCAGCGCUGGUGGCUCCUCCAACCAACGUGACCCUAACCUGCCGCAACCUGCAGAACAUUUUGUCCUGGGAUUAUGAGAACGAUGUUCCUGGGCUUAGAUUCCACGUUUCGAUCGGCUAUGAUUCACAAAUCCCAGGUUGCCCUAAUGAAAUGUGGUUUAACGAAUCUUCUCGACGAGCAGAUCUUUCGUUCCUGUCAAAUCCGAACAACGUAUACCACAUCGAGUUAAAGGCUGUGCUGGGGGAAGAUGAGUCCGAAAUCGCUCCAAAGGAUGGCAUCGAAUUUACCUAUUUCUCCAGUGCUUUGUUUGGUGAAAAAUGUCUUUUGGAUUUCCCACCCGUUGACAUCACUACCCAGGAACAUCAACACAUACAGGUAGAGUUCAAGCAUCCCUGGCUGGUGUACAAGGAUGGGCUGUAUAGAUGUAAGACACAGAAGAAGAAGAAGAAAAAUGACCAGGAGAACAAACUACCAAACUUUAAGUACACCAUCAGUGUGGUUGGCCAGGAUAAGUCCCUCUCCGUUGAGUGUGACGACGCUGUAUGCAAGACCAGACUGCAAGUGGACAUGAAGCAGGACAAACAUUGUCUGAAAAUCAAUGGAGAGCUCGAACUGAUGACUGUGGUGUCCACAAAGGAAUUCUGCACCGAGAAAGCCCCACCGCCUCUCAAUCACACCAACCUCAUUGUUGGCAUCAUCAUCGCCAUCAUGGCAGCACUGGCUUUCAUUGCCACCAUGGUUUUCUGGAAAAAGACGAGUCCCGCCCUGGCUAAACUCAGUUCUAUAUUUUGUAUAACCCCUAAACCAAACAACCAAGAGUUUAAACCCCUUCAAGAUGAUCCCAGUCCUGUAACAGUGAGCCCUUGGCCGGUGACUCCUGAAGAGCCGCUUGUGGACACCGUCAUCAUUAAAAAGAGUGAUGAAGACUACCACCAACGCAUCAAGUUGUCACCCAACAACCAGGCUCUUACUGAAGAGCCGGAGGAAGAGGGAACGUCUGAUGACCCGUACAUGAGCGAGCAAAAACUGGACAGUGACCCUGAAGAGCCAGACCUCGACGAGCCGAUCCGCUCUCCUUACGAGUGCCGCGCGGUGGUGCUGGAGUUGGCUCCCGAGGACUGCGCUGAGGGAUACCGGGCCUGAUUAAUUGGUUUGAUCUAAAAGAAAAGACUUAACAAUUUAAUAAUGAGGGAGAAAAAAGCACUGUUACAUUCAGUCCUUCUCCUCCUCUUCACUACCUGAUUGUGAAAAUACGGAGGCCUACAGACUAGAAAACCUAACUGUUUUUAUACAGAGCCAAAAUCACAGCUCAUCCACUAGGGGUAUCUAGCUGAGAAUCAUUGUCACACAGUGACACCUGCUGGCUGGACACUAGCAUUACCACAUUUAAUUAGCUAUGAGCGCAGCAGAAAAAAAUUCCUUUUAAUUGCACUUUUUGUAUAUACUUUUUUUUUUUACUGCUGGUGAUAGAGUAGCAAGUUACAGUAAGUUAGAUUUCAAAUCAUCUCUUAGCUUUAAUUCUAGUGACUUUCGUUGCGUCGACUGCAGGUGACCGGAAUUAGUUUUUCAGCAUUUGCCAUAAUCAGAAACCUGUGAACUGAGAUGUAGAUUUUCUUAACAGGUGCAGUUUGUUUGUUAUAUGUAUAAUAAUUGACUAAGUGGGAGAGUUUUUGUGCCUUUUAUAAUGAACGCUUUACUGAGGUGAAAGUAAAGAUUAAUGACAUUUUGGAGAAUCAUGAAAGUUGAUGUUAUUAAGGGACGCAGGUGCCAAUCUUUGUCGAAGUGGGAAGUUUAAAACUUUGAGUGCGUCUUUUCUACGUUAUCCAGCUGACUCGGCACUUUAUUCCCUCAUUAGCUCCUAAUCUGAAGUUUUUACCAACCUAUCAGCAAAUCUCUCUUCCUUGCGCAGGCAGAGGAAGGAGAAGCAAUAAUGGCAAUCCUGGAAAUAUUGGUAUAAAAACAAACUGGGAGAUCAUCUUUAGGCAAAAAUGAGACGCAGGAAAGUGUGGAAUCCAGAUCAGAUUAUGGGAUUGUGAAUGUUCGUCCCUCGUUCUAUAAGACCAGCCAGUAAAGUCGCGCGAACUGAGGCUGCACGAUGUCGUUGAAAUGCUCGAUUGUGACGUUGUUGCUGAAUAUUUGUCCAUUUUUUAUUUUCCCCUUUAUUGUUUCCCCACUUCUGCCAGUGAGCUUCAGCGCCUCAGACACUAAAGAUAUGCAUCAGCUGUGAGCUUCAGGGCCUGGAAAUGGAUUAAAUCAGACAUUUUACUUCCAACCAGUUAUUGUAUUAUUCAACAAAUAUGGUUGUGCCAACAUUGGUUUUAAUCUCCCAGCAGUCAGCUGAACGUGUAUUAUUAAAGAUACAUUCAGCUCACAGGAUUUUUGUAAUAAGUUAGCUCAGGUGUUUUUUUCCCCGUCUUUCCCCAAUGGGGUAAACAUUUUUAUAAAUAUCAAGCUGUGCGUUAGAGAAUCUUUAUAAAUCUCUCUAAAUUGUCAACUGUAAAAAAAAACUGUGGAAUAGCUCUUUAUUUUCUUGAUGCUAACAAAAACUACCAAAGUUGGAGCACCUUGUUCUUUCAUGUUUUAAAUUUAAACGACCUUCAUUGUUCUGUGAUGAAGGGUGAACGUCAGAAACAUCUGACCCAGCUGCAUGCCGUGCCUUGUCAUAAACCUGCUCCAGCUGUUUUAUCUCGUCCUGAUUUAAAUAUUUAAUAAUGGUGUUGGAUCUGCCCUACCUUUUCACAUACCUCUUGUUUUUAUUUCCACUCCAUUAAUGUUUCGGCUUCAGCCCUCCGACGAUAGCCGAGUUUUGUUUUUGGUUCAAACUCGAGACUCAUUCAUUUUCUUGCUGCUGAGCAGUCGCAUUGUGAUUUCUUAAGAUUAUAUUUUGCUUUAAUUUUUAUUUUUGAUUCCCUCACUUGUAGAGAAUUAGCCACUUUUUUUUUUUUUUUUUUUUUAACAAUUGUCAACCUCUGACUCAGUAAGGCGUACCUGCUUGAUAAUUUCCCCAGGAGAAAGAAAACCCAAAGAACUCGUCCAUUGUGAAUAUAAAAUCAUGUUGGUCAUUUUCAUUUCAAAAGAUUUUCCAUGCUCGACUUUUCUUGACCUUCUCACCUGGCUGGAUUUGAUGUGCGUCUCACUGAGCCUAGCGGUUAGCUAGCUGUUAGCUAGCGGAGCCCGAAGGUUGCCGUUAGAGCUACCAACUGGGCAUAAAGUACCGUAAAUACUUUACAGGUGGUAACAGAAUCCAUUAAUAUCCAACGGUCAGUUGAUGACGUCUGGGAUAGAGAAGAAACGUUGUGUGACUUUAAUGUUUGCGAGACGUCGCUGCUCGCCUCGUUACAGUUGAAUGUAUCUGUAUCAGGUUUCUGUACCUUCAGGAAGUUACUGUGAUAAAACGGCUUGAAAUAAGCGCUUUAUUGAUCUUAUUGGUUUGUUUUGGAAGUGGCAUGCAUUUUAUUUUUUUUAUUUAACAGAGUCUGACAUGGUCUGGAAGUUUCUACUGGGAGAUGCACACGAGAUAAGAGGCUGAAACUUUAGCUAGCAGCAGUGAUUUAGAGCAUAGAAAUGUUUUUUUUAAUGGCAGCUUUUGUGUUUUUGGCGAUAACAGGAAAAGCCUCAAAUCCCAUAAAAUAUGUGACAACUUGAGCGUAGCUCUGAAAAUCCAGCAAAGACUUAAACUACAGGAUUCACCCGAACCUCAACCGAUCAAUUCAAAAUGAUCCAAAAUGUUGACAAAGUUUAAGUUGAAGUUGCACGUAAAGGUUUCUUUGCUUACUUUGUGUCUUCUGAAGCCCAAAUAAGAAACCUUUGUUGCAGAAUCACAGAAAGUUGUCUCUAAAAUUUGUUCGACUGUUAAACCAACCAGCGUGCUGCUUCUGAGUUGCAUGCUAGCCGAGCGGCAGGGCCUUUGACUGCUCCCCUCCACAUCGUGGUUGCAUGAAAAGCUUCACAACAUACCCAUAAAUAAGCCUGGACUUCCAAGUGUUACAACUUCCAUCUUGCUGCUGUUUGUUCAUCACCAUCUCUGUGGUUUUACUCACAUUUCAAUGUUUCACGUAUACAAAAAGGCAUGCUUGUUUUUUUUUUUCAUUAUAAACGUUGAUUGAGUUUAUUAAAAAACAUGAUGUCAUUCUCAUUUCUCUCAUGUCUGAGUCUUUUCACUUUAGUGAAGGGAAGUUGGCAUUUCGGUAAAGUGAGCCUCCAGAUUACUGCGCUGGGACGGGCGAUGCUGCUCGACUCACGCGUCAGGCCCCGUUUUAAGGGAAGAACCGCUGCUCCCAUUACGGGUCAUGACAUUUGAACGCUCCAUGCGGUUCGUUCCUCUUACGUUUUGUCUGCUUUUGGAUUUGUUUCCUUCCUUUUUUUCAUUGUCUGACCGUUGAAAUAUCCAUAUUAGUGCUUCCUGUGCCAGAACUCAUCAUGUGUGUUAUCUUUUUAAUUGCCAGGCGUCUGGUGAGAGUUUCUUGUAAUCUGCAGUGGUUCAAUUUGUCAUUGAACCACCAUUACAGAUUAUUACAAAUAAACUGCCUACAAACCUCG